AAGGAGAGCGCUCAAGCGGGCCGCAGUGUGACAUCCUCCAGGAGGAGUUGAGGCUUGAUCGUUGCCUUUGGGGGGUGGAGGGAAGAUCGAGACCUGACGCUUAGAAAUGCCCGUCCCGUUUCAUUUCCUGAGAUAAAAGAUCCUCUCCCGACCUCCCUUCUUUUUUGGCUUUCUGUGCUGCUGGGUUGAGUCAUUAUUGACACAAGUAAUGCAGUAGAGCAAAAAUCCAUUUUUAAUUGGCUGAUAAUGAGAUAAGGAAGGGUAUACCCACUCUCUACAGUUGGGAGAGGAAGACUGUCCCACAGAAGUAUUCAUUCUUAUCAGAUACUUACAAAACAGAAUUUCUGCAGGACGACUUUAUAUCUGGGUGCCACUGAAAGUGCAGGCAAGCAUAUGCUUGAAGCGUGCAACAAUAAUCUGGAAAUGGCUGUCACUAUGUUCCUUGAUGGUGGAGGGAUAGCAGAGGAGCCCAGCACUAGUUCUGCAAGUGUAUCAAACCUUCAACCACAUGCAGAAGAUGAAGUAAGAGCACCUAUUCCUCAAAAACAGGAAAUUCUGGUAGAACCUGAGCCUUUAUUUGGUGCUCCAAAAAGACGCAGACCUGCUCGUUCAAUAUUUGAUGGUUUUCGGGAUUUCCAGACAGAAACAAUUCGGCAGGAACAAGAGUUGCGGAAUGGAGGAGCAAUAGACAAGAAACUCACCACCCUUGCCGAUCUCUUCAGGCCUCCAAUUGAUCUGAUGCAUAAAGGAAGUUUUGAAACGGCCAAGGAGUGUGGUCAGAUGCAGAACAAGUGGCUCAUGAUUAACAUACAGAAUGUGCAAGAUUUCGCCUGUCAGUGUCUCAACCGUGACGUUUGGAGCAACGAGGCUGUGAAAAACCUUAUCAGAGAGCACUUCAUUUUCUGGCAGGUGUACCACGACAGUGAGGAAGGACAACGAUACAUACAGUUCUACAAACUAGCAGACUUCCCUUAUGUGUCUAUCCUGGACCCUAGGACAGGACAGAAGCUAGUUGAGUGGCACCAGCUAGAUGUAACUUCUUUUUUGGACCAAGUGACUGGGUUCCUAGGUGAGCAUGGACAACUGGAUGGACAUUCCACUAGCCCUCCCCAGAAGCGUUCUCGUUCUGAGAGUCUCAUUGAUGCGAGUGAAGAUAGCCAGUUGGAAGCUGCCAUCAGAGCAUCUUUACAGGAGACACAUUUUGACUCUGACCAGGUCAAGCAGGAAAGCAGAUCAGAUGAAGAGUCUGAAUCGGAGCUUUUCUCUGGAAGUGAGGAAUUUAUUUCUGUUUGUGGUUCUGAUGAUGAUGAGCCAGAGAAUCCUGCCAAGUCUAGGAAAUCUCCACAUAAGGAUUUGGGCUGUAGAAAAGAGGAAGGCAGAAGGCCCCAACCUGAGCCCACAGCAAGGACUGAACCAGAGGUGGUAACAAACCACCGAGGACUAUCUUGCAUGGAUUCUGGGGUAAUAGAGGAGAUUGGGGCUAAGCCAGAAGCAGCAGUGAAGGAAAUUAAUGUGAACGGACCAAAGGCACAGCUAAUGCUAAGGUAUCCAGAUGGGAAGAGGGAACAAAUUUCACUGCCUGAACAAGCUAAGCUUCUGGCUCUCAUCAAACAUGUGCAGUCAAAAGGAUACCCCAAUGAACGUUUUGAACUCCUCACCAACUUUCCUCGAAGGAAACUUUCCCAUCUGGACUAUGACAUCACAUUACAGGAGGCUGGUCUUUGUCCUCAAGAGACUGUCUUCGUGCAGGAAAGGAAUUAGUACUCCCAGCCUUGCCCACCCAUGUUAUCUUUGCCUACAAUAUUAACUCACCAGUGUGUAGUUGGCUCCAUGGGAUUACAGAGCUGAAAUCAGGCAGCAGUUUGCUGGCUUCUCUUUUCUCUCCCUCCUUUCAUGCUACUCUUAGCAAAUGAACCAUAUGGAAACAACAGGAUAGGUUUGCUUGGCUUUGACGCUGGAGGAAGGCAUGUUUGCUGUAUCAAAAUCAGAAGCGCUGUCUGUAUAUCAAGCAUGCUGGGGGCACUGAACAGCCAGAAUAAGAAAAGUUUCUCAUUCCCCUCAGAAAAAAAGAAAUCUAUUUUCUUUAAUAUAUUUUAUUUUCAACCGGUCACAUGACCAAAUAUUGUGGGUUUCUUUAGAGAAACAUUUCAGCAUGCGCUGACUGCAUUGAGAAAGCUUUUAGUCCCCACUGCCAUGUGCAGGAUUAGGUUUUCAGCAUGCAAUAACAAACAAGUUUUUUCCCCCCUGGGGUACCAACAUAUGCUGAAAACCAAAUAUUUUGUGCGGUGGCAAGUGCACACAACUGACUUGCCACAGGUUGGCAUGCACACAGGCUUUCAACGCAGUUAGCACAUGCCCAGAUGCUUAUGUCAAAAGUCUUGUCCACAUGUGGAGAAAAAAAUGGAAACAGCUGAAGAUCCAUUGCCCAUUGUAGCCCUUUGGGAGUCAUCACGAGCACAGUUCCCAGAAAGGCGCAAAAUGAACCACCUUAGAACAUAUGUUUGAGUUUAUUUGUAUGUGUUCCUUUUGUUGCAGAUGGGAUGAGUUGCUUUAAAAGAAGGUGAUGUAGUCAGUAGGUCUAGUAUAAUCUAACCGUUGUGCUCCUAACCCUCUGUGCUUGGUCUAUAGCUUCAGGGCUUCUUCUUUCCUUGUCACAAUUAAAACUGGGGGAAUGCGGGAUUGAUUCUCCUCUUCUGUCAGGAUUUUACCAUCAGUGGAAUAUGACAAGGUACUGACCAUGAAUGUAAAACUUAUUAAACCUCUUCUGUCAUAACUCAAAAGCUGUUUUCAUUAACUGUACCUUUCUGGAAUUAUGUCAACACUGGGCUUCAGUGUAUUUGUACAGGUACUCGGCUCUAAGGAAAGCCUUUCUCUUGUGCUCUUCUGUUAAUUUAAAAACGCUUAGUUAAAUUAAGAUGCUAACAACAUAAAAUAAGAUAGUUUCAAGCAGUAAUAUUGGUGUUCUUGAAGCUCAAGUUGUUCAGACAGCUACUUGCCACUAUUUGUUGUAAUUGUCCAUUUAAUUACGGUAGGUAUGGUGUGGCUUCCUCGGCUUGGUAAAACUUGCUGUAAUCGAACCCCAGUUCAAAAGAUGGUUAUAUUGUUGCCACACACUUGAUAAGGUCCCACAAGGAUCAUUCUUGCAGAUUAAAAUGCUUAUACUACAUUGUACAGCGGAAAAAAUUAACCCCUUGCUUCUCUAAGGUGUUGGUGGAUAUUUGACCACAAAGGCCAUAAUUAAAGAACCACACUGUUGGCAGUGUGUAAAUUCACAAAUAAAGUACAUUAACGGAGUCAUACUUGAGUGCUGGUUAAGAAAUCUAGCUUUUGACAAACCCCCGAAGCUUCUUUUAAAAAAAACACCAGUGCCAGCAUACAUUUGAUUUGCAUAGUUGAUGAUCUUAGCGAAGGAUGAAAGGCAAAAUUACCUGUUAAAACUAAAAGUGUAAAGUCAAAUAAUUGCCUGGUUAGUUACUAGUUUGUAAAACAGAGACUCACACACUCACCCUAUAUAUUUGUAAGGUGCAUGUUACUCUGAGGAGAAGAUGCUGUUUGCACUCUACUGCUUUGGUUAGAUUGCAAAGUGCAAUUAUGGAAAGAGAACUGAAUCCAUUGGGUGUCAUACUCAUAAUAGGUCCAAUGGGUUGUGUCCAAUGUUAGAGUAGAUGCAUUGACAUUAAUAGACAUGGCUAACUUAGGUUCAUUAAUUUCAGUGAUUCUACUCUGAGUAUGACUUGGUUGGAUAAAAUUCUGCCAAGUUGUAAUAGUAUUGCUUUGUCCUCACCCCCCGUCCCAUAGUCAACACCAACUUAUUUAUUCCCCAGCUAAACCUUUUAGGCAUUGGUUAGUGCAAGCCUUUCACUGCUUACUGACCAUAACCGUUGCAUUCAUUCUAAGUACACCAAGCAUAAGGAGCCUUAUGUGCAUUUCCCACUCUCUUUUCACCAGCAGUAGGUUGGCCCUUUCCUCAGAAGAUUUAAUUUAAAGCUGGCUUGUAUCCAGUGGUGGCUUUGCUUUAGCAGAAGUGCUUCCACUUGUGGAAGUUGGGGCACCUGAUUUUCACUGAUGGCCCUUACCCUUCUAAGUCUCCCCAGAUGCUGCUUAUGGGGUUGGGGAACCCUCCAGAACAGAGUGGGGCCUGCAGUAUGUAAAGGAAUUGAUGAAAACUCGGUAGCCAGACUUGAGCUAGCAGAAGCACUGUCUGCUAAGCCAUUGGUUACAAUCCACUGCUUUUAGAUGGCUUUUACAAAAUGCUUUGAAAUGGGUUAGGUAAGCGUUCUUUUGGUUUUAGUCAUUGUUAGUCAUUAAGCUAGGCAUCUUUCGGCAGUUUACUUCUUAUGCAGCAUCUUUCAAAGUGCACAAGUGACUUGCAUGGUUUCUGAAUGAUCAGAUCCUACUGAAUGGAUUGUAACAUCUAGGGAGUAGACAAUUUGUGCAAACUCUUGCUGUCCUUAUUCCACAUAUCAAGCUCUAAAGAGAGACUGAGAAUGGGGCAUGGGGGUGGAGAGAUUGAGUUUCUGAGGCACCAUUUAGGCAACUUACUGAUGGUUUAAAAUGCCUUUUCUACGUACUAGGUAUUUCAGAUGAAUUGGUUUUUAAUCUUUCCUAUGUUUUACUGUAUCCUUAAAGCAGUUCAGCAGCUUAACAGGCAUGUGAUACAGAAUUGUUCUAAGAUAUGCAAUGUAUUGGGGUGAGAAGGUCUUGACACCAGUGUUCCUGUAAAAAGUGCCUUGAGAGCAGAAAAGCAGCAUAUAAAUAAAAAGGCGUACCAAUUUGAAACUUUAAACUGUACUGUUCUUAAUAGUGUGCUCUUACAGGCCUUGUAUUUCAGCAUGUACUUUUCAAGAAGAUAUUUGGACUCAAAUUGUUUAAGCUGUGCUGUGCAUUUGAACCUAGUUUUUGAUUACCUCCAGGUGCCUGCAGAUUUAUUAACAAGAUAAUCCUCACUGUGUUAACCUGAAUAGCUUUUCUAAUGUUUCAAUGUUAGCAAGACUGUGCUUUAGUUCAUUUCAGGGCCCUAGGUUCAUAUUCAGUUCCUUUGGUGGAUUUGCUUUGCUAUGGAAGCUUAUGACGAAGAAGCAAAUGUGUACGUAGGAGGCUUUUGAUACCCUUUUCUCUCCACUCCACCCCCCCCCCAACUGCAACACUAUCAAAUCAUUCCUGAAACCUGGAUUUUAGAGAGAGGUCUUUGAUGCAACACAGGUAAACAAGGAUUGUGAAGCUAGUUUUUAGUGGCAAGCAUAGCACAUGGAAAUGUUCCAAAAUGUAUAUAGAUGUACCAUGUUAACACUAAUAAUGCUACAGGAAUAAUACUGAAAGGCAAAUUCCAAAAAGAAUUCUGAAAUUAAAAAUAGAAUGACAGGUUAUGGGGGGGGGGGUUGAGGUGUUAAAUUACAAACUAUUUAAGCUGGGAGCAUAUGGUUUGGAUACUGUUAUAAUCAAAGUUAUGGUACUCUUCAAGACAUUUGGUUGACUUUUUAAUGUUGGGUUGCGAUCUUAAAACUUUAUAGCUUAAGCUAUGUAAAACUGAUCUGCUACAUUUUCAGUAGAAGCUGUUUCCUUUGUAAUUAUGAGAAUUCUAAGAUGGGUGGGGAGAAGAGAAGAUUUCAGCUUGCUGUGAUGGGAAGGACCAAACUCAAGGCAACCUCUGAUAUACAUAUAUAUAUAAAUAUAUAUAUACAAUUGCUGCAUUUUUAUAAAUAUGUGUAAAUGCCCUUCCUACUGUAAUAUUUUGAUCCUGGAAAUAAAGCAGACCUUUUCACUAA
This is a messenger RNA of Podarcis muralis (Common wall lizard), 5765 nucleotides long. The record is from RefSeq and is a predicted model, not a curated record. NCBI's taxonomy places the organism in Eukaryota, Metazoa, Chordata, Lepidosauria, Squamata, Lacertidae.